Messenger RNA from Cucumis sativus (cucumber), 1636 nucleotides. Its product is annotated as CBS domain-containing protein CBSX5. The record is from RefSeq and is a predicted model, not a curated record. The transcript is spliced from 2 exons. Bases 116 to 1312 code for a protein of 398 amino acids. NCBI's taxonomy places the organism in Eukaryota, Viridiplantae, Streptophyta, Magnoliopsida, Cucurbitales, Cucurbitaceae.
AAUCUUUCGUAUCGGAAAUUCCGCUCCACCCGACCCGACUUUUCUCUUCUUUCUCUCUUUCUCUAUCUGAGAACCGUCAUCUUUCUCUUCCAUUUUCCAUCUCUAUUGCUCUUGUAUGGCAGCAAGUUUGUUGGCCUGCGAGGUAUCUGACCUAUGCCUUGGAAAACCUGCGCUUCGAUCCAUAUCCAUCUCCGCUACACUGGCCGAUGCGUUAUCUAUCUUGACCAAGAUUGACGAAGGCUACAUAAGUGUCUGGAGCUGUGGAGAUCAUUCCUCCUCUAAGGCGGAUUCGGAUUUACAUUGUCGCUGCGUUGGUAAAGUAUGCAUGGUGGAUAUAAUUUGUUUUCUUUGUAGACAAGAGAAUUUGUUGCAACCGGCGAUUGGGCUUCAAUCUCCGAUCUCUGUUUUGAUUCCUGAGGGAUUUGAACUCGUUAGGCAUUUGGAACCUCAUGCCAGUUUGAUGGAGGCGAUUGAUCUCAUACACGAUGGAGUACAUAACCUUGUUAUCCCAAUCAAAAUGAGCAUAAGUAAGAGGAAAAACAUCCUCAAGAAAUCACUGGCUAAUUCCAUCUCCUCUCUCCAUAACGAUCAAGAAUAUUGCUGGCUAGCUCCGGAGGAUAUAAUCCGUUACCUCCUCAACUCAAUCGGACUUUUCAGCACUACCGCCGCGAAUCCUAUCAAUUCCUUCAACAUAAUUGAUACCAACAACAUUCUCGCCGUCCGUUACGACGAAUCUGCGUUGUCUAUUCUUCCUCUAAUCUCGCAAGCGCUGAUUCACCAAUCCUCUGUCGCCAUUGUUGACUUAGACGACAAAUUAAUCGGCGAAAUUUCGCCGUUCACGCUCAAUUUCUGUGACGAAACGGUGGUGGCGGCUAUAGCAACGCUCACAGCCGGUGAACUCAUGGGUUAUAUAGACUGUGGUGGUCCUCCGGAUGAUUUAGUGCAAUUAGUAAAGGAAAGAUUGGAAGAGAAAAACUUAGAGGCGGUUCUGGAGUGGGUGGAGGAAGAAUCAUUGACAAUCUCAUCCUCGUCUUCUUCAAUCUGUUCUUCUUCAGAUGAUGAGUUUGGAUGUGGAUCGAGUAGUUCUGGAUCAGGGAGAAGUGGAAGGAUUUGUGGGUAUUCAGCGAGAGUAAUGAGGAGAUCUGAGGCGAUUGUUUGUUAUCCAUGGAAUUCUUUGGUUGCAGUGAUGAUUCAAGCUUUAGCUCAUCGAGUUAGCUAUAUGUGGGUGAUUCAAGAAGACGGAACUCUCGCCGGAACAGUCACCUUCCCUUCAUUGUUGGCCGUUUUCCGGGAUAGAUUAAAAUUUCUAUAGUAAAACGUUUCCACACAAUUUCAAAGCUUAUGGAGUAAUCUAGAUCAUCCAAAACCCAAUAUGGUUUUGGCUUUUGGAGUUUGAAAACGAAAAUGGUUUAAAAAUAUAACCAAAUUCCAAAUUAAAAUUCAAACUGAUUUGCGAAAAACAAAGGAAAUAAUCGAAAAAGCAAUCAACAUAGGAAGUACCGUUUCGUUAAAAAAUAUUUUGAGGAACACUCCCUCCGGAAGGAUGGCGACUAUUUUAUUGUGCCUUACAUAUACACACAUGUACAUACACAUCUACAUAUAUAAAGUUGUUUGUUUCAAACUCUUUUUACUUUCA